Clunio marinus is the source of this 333-nucleotide messenger RNA. NCBI's taxonomy places the organism in Eukaryota, Metazoa, Arthropoda, Insecta, Diptera, Chironomidae. The record is from the annotation of a GenBank genome assembly.
AUGAUUGAAGGUUCAAAUGACAGAAUAUUAAUAAAUAAUAACUUCAAAAGCAUAAUUCAUGUAAGUGUUGAAGCUUCUUUGUUCGAAACUGGAAAAUGUUUUAAUUAUACUGUGAAAUCUGAGAGUGAAACUGACAUUGACAACUUAAAUGCUGACCGUGAAUCUGACCAAGAACAAGAGAAUGAAAUUGUGGAAGAACACGAAAGUAAAGAUGAAAAGAAUUUUUCUGUAAAGACGAUUGAAGAAAUUGAUGACGAUUCUAAAACUGACAAUGACGAUCAAGCUGAUGUGGGUAGUCGUGAGAAAGAAUUUUUGGAAAAACUUUCAAAUUGA